AACUGAUCAUCUGAUGAUCAUCUGAUUUCGGGAUGCGGACGAUUGGGCUGCUUUCAAGCAUCUUUAAAUACCAAAUCAUAUAAUUGGGAUCAAUUGGAAACUAAUUGAAACAAUUCGUAAUUGAAUCACCACAGAGAAAUAAAUAAAAGUUCGAAUCUACAUGACGUCCGCUAUGAUGAUUGAUCGCGUUAGUCGCUUCGUUCUUCACAUGUGCAAGCGAAAUAAAAGGAUCAGUAGCUACCAGCGGUAUACGGUUAGACACGGUUCAACCCAAGUCGAUGGCAAUACUUUAGAACGCUUGAUUGACAGGAGCAUAUUGCGCGUAAGCGGUAACGAAGCCUCCAUUUUCCUCCAGGGAUUGAUUACGAACGAUAUGAAGCAUCUCGACGAAGGAGCACCUAGCAUCUACACUUUGUUCCUGAAUAUACGAGGCAGAGUGAUGUGCGAUGCUAUUGUAUACAAGAGUGAAGAAAGCAACUUGUAUUAUGUAGAAUGCGAUUCGCAGAUUGUCGACACUUUACAGAGGCAUCUAAAGAUGUAUCGCGUGAGACGAAAGAUAAAUAUAGAAUAUGUAGGGAACAAAAUCAAUGUUUGGUCGAUGUUCAGUUCUAUCAAACAUUUCAAUAAUGAAGCUGCAGCAAAUGAGACAGGAAAGCUGGAAGGAAUGAUAUUUCCAUGUGGCACGUUAAACAGUAAAACCAGCAAAUUUGUCGACAACGUUAUGAUAUACGAAGAUCCCAGAUUGCCUGAGCUAGGCCUCAGAAUUUUAGCCGAGUCACAAAUUGGCAGAGACGAGAUAAUUAAAUAUCUAGAUGCUGAUAUACCUUCGUCAGAGAAUCUAGGAGAUUAUCGGGCGUUUCGAUAUAAACUGGGCAUAGGGGAGGGCAUGCAUGAUCUACCACCUGGAAAAGCAUUACCUUUGGAGAUCAAUUGUGAUUAUUUACACGGCGUUAGUUUUCAUAAAGGCUGCUAUGUUGGCCAGGAAUUAACCGCGCGUACAUAUCACACGGGUGUAGUCAGGAAACGGCUGAUGCCUCUGUUGUUUGAUAACGUUAUAGAUAAACCGUUUGCAUAUGAUGAGAAAAUUCUCAACGAAUCUGGCAAUGCGGUAGGGAAGUUCCGAGGAUGUGUUGCUAAGUACGGAUUAGGUUUGAUGCGUAUAAAUGAAUCUCUUAAUGCCCGACAGCUUAAUGUAUCUGGUAUAAAUGUAAGGGUAGUAAAACCUGCAUGGUGGCCUCAAGAAUCACAAAAAGAAAUUAUUUUUGCCAAAGAUACAAAAUAACAUUAGAAUUUCUAAAUAUC
This is a messenger RNA of Cyphomyrmex costatus, 1302 nucleotides long. RefSeq names its product putative transferase CAF17 homolog, mitochondrial. Lineage: Eukaryota; Metazoa; Arthropoda; Insecta; Hymenoptera; Formicidae. The record is from RefSeq and is a predicted model, not a curated record. Gene Ontology annotation, cellular component: mitochondrial matrix. Gene Ontology annotation, biological process: iron-sulfur cluster assembly. Bases 161 to 1282 code for a protein of 373 amino acids. The transcript has 2 exons. Gene Ontology annotation, molecular function: protein binding.